AAAAAAAAGUCCGGUCGGAAUGGUUUCUGUUUCCCAUCGCUAUCCACACGUCAAAAUCUGGUCUUCACCAUCAACGAACAGGGCGAGCCACAGCAAGGAACCCUGGGACGUUUAACGCCUUUGCCGCACCUACGCUCUCUUCCCCUCUUGAUAUCUCUAUUCCAACGCAGUCAUGUCUGCCAACGAAUCUGCUGCCUGGCCCCUGGCCGAUGCCGCCCUCACCCAGGAGAUCCUCGACCUAGUCCAGUCGGCGAGCCACUACCGCCAGCUCAAGAAGGGCGCCAACGAGGCUACCAAGACUCUGAGCCGUGGUGUUUCGGAGCUUGUCAUCCUGGCAGCCGAUUGCGAGCCGCUCGCCAUUCUUCUCCACAUCCCCCUUCUGGCCGAGGACAAGAACGUGCCCUACGUCUUUGUGCCGUCGAAGAUCGCCCUCGGCCGCGCCUGCGGUGUUUCCCGCGCCGUCAUCUCGGCCAGCAUCACCAGCAACGAGGCCAGUGACCUCCAGGGCCAGAUCCGCGCCCUGAGGGACAAGGUCGAGCGCCUUGCCAUCUAAGUCGAUUCGGGUAUAGAUAAUCUGAAAGUCAAAUAAAAGAGGAAAAACAAACUGAAAUCAUAUUCCUUACCGAGAGGUGGAAUUACAAGCGAGAUGUGGAUAUUUCUUGGGGCUUUUGGUUUAGCACCCAUCUAAUACAACACAUUGUGCACCAGGUUCUUAUAUUUGCGCCUUGGAUCUUUACUGUGUAUGGCAGUAUAUCA
Gaeumannomyces tritici R3-111a-1 is the source of this 756-nucleotide messenger RNA. Its product is annotated as ribonucleoprotein-associated protein. Lineage: Eukaryota; Fungi; Ascomycota; Sordariomycetes; Magnaporthales; Magnaporthaceae. The coding region runs from base 173 to 553 and encodes 126 amino acids. The record is from RefSeq and is a predicted model, not a curated record. The transcript is spliced from 3 exons. Gene Ontology annotation, biological process: maturation of SSU-rRNA; ribosome biogenesis; mRNA splicing, via spliceosome. Gene Ontology annotation, cellular component: U4/U6 x U5 tri-snRNP complex; box C/D methylation guide snoRNP complex; precatalytic spliceosome. Gene Ontology annotation, molecular function: RNA binding.